Molecule: messenger RNA, 2600 nt
Organism: Biomphalaria glabrata
Lineage: Eukaryota; Metazoa; Mollusca; Gastropoda; Planorbidae
Product: fibrillin-1-like
Exons: 17
Coding region: 439-2358 (639 amino acids)
Molecular function (GO): calcium ion binding
Source: RefSeq, a predicted model, not a curated record
GACAUUUGAAACAAUAAUAUUAAGUUAUAAUUUUGUUUGUUAAAUGUCGUGUGUUAAAUGAUUAAAUAGUACAUGUUAUCAACUUAAAACAUGACAAGUCUGUGAAGCCACAUGUUCUUUACCUGUAUGUUGAUAUAUGUGCAUGCUGCUAGUAAAGUUAAUGGUAAAAAAAAACAACACUUGGGCAUCUGUUUGUGAAAAACAUUCAUAAGAAAGAAAAAACAUUUUAGAAAUAAAAAGCACCCUAGAGUCAGGAUUUUGUCAUUUUACCAUCACGAGACACUCAUUACAAAGACAAACAGACACAAAAACUCCUUGCAUUCAAAUCAUUAAAUACAUUUCAACUAUCUGAUAAAAAUAUUUCACAAAAUGUAUAUUUUGUUUUUUAUAGUUAUAAUUUUUUGUGUGUAAUGCUCAAUUUGUAAGACAAAAUUCCUUAUGGAUAAUAAAGAUUAUUAUUAUCACUGUGCACAACUGCAGGAAAUGUCCAGUGCUUUUGGAAGAGAGGUUUUAAGUCUCUCAAACACACUAAUGAAAUUUGACGACAUCAAUGAAUGUAAAGAUAAUUUGACAUGUCCACAAGGAUGUGAAAACACUGUUGGAUCCUACAUUUGUAGCUGUAACAUUGGUUUCAGAUUGAAUACACUCAACACAAGCAUUUGUGAUGAUAUCAAUGAAUGUGAAGAGAACAUAGAUGACUGCUCACAAACUUGUGUCAAUGCAAUUGGAAGUUACUCUUGUAAUUGUUUCAAUGGAUAUACUCUCCAAAGUGGAGUUUGUGAAAAAAAUUCAAGUAAUGUAGAGCUGUGCCAAGCCCUGAAUUGUUCCCAGCUAUGUUUUGUUAACAAUGGUACAGUAAGGUGUGAUUGUCAAGUGGGGUUUGCACUUCAGGGAGAUAACAAAACAUGCACAAAUAUAGAUGAAUGCAGUCUUGCCAAGAAGCCCUGUAGUCAAAUUUGUACAGACACUUAUGGCAGAUUUACUUGUUCAUGUUAUGCUGGUUUUAAACUAGAAGCAGAUAGAACUUCUUGUACAGCUUGUGAGAAGUCCUUCUAUGGUGUCAACUGCAAUCAAUCCUAUCAGUGUAGUGGGCACGGGACAUGUGAUCCUGUCAGAGGCUGUGUAUGUGACAUAGGCUGGGAGGGAGUCAACUGCAACAAUGAUAUUGAUGAGUGUACACUAAGGACAGACAACUGUUUGAUUGGUGAUGUUUGUGUUAAUGCUUUGGGAAGCUAUUCCUGUGUUUGCCCUAUUGGAUAUGUUAGAAAUGGAACUUGUCAAGAUAUAAAUGAAUGUGUUGAUCCUGCCCUAAACAACUGCAACCCACUUAUUGAAGAUUGUGUCAAUAACUUUGGUAGUCAUGUCUGCAACUGUAAGCCUGGAUAUGCAAGAAAUGAUAAAGGGGACUGCAUUAAUAUCAAUGAAUGUGCUAAUGGGGACCAUCAAUGUCAACAAAUCUGUGUUGAUGUGCCUGGAAAAUACAACUGUAAUUGUAACUACGGGUAUAGAUUAAAUGAUGAUAGGCUAACAUGUCUACUAGUGAAAGAUGUAUGCAGUGAUUUUGAGAAACUGAACUGCUCUCAAGGAUGCACAGUAGACUUUCAACAGAACACUUCAUAUUGUUUUUGUGCUGAUGGUUACAAUCUAGUUGGCAAAGACACAUGUGAAGACAUCAAUGAAUGUGAAGUAUCAACAAAGAACUUGUGCAGCUUCAAGUCUGGAUGUGUUAACAGAGUACCAGGAUACAGCUGUUCAUGUCCCCCUGGGUCAAGUUUGGACAAUGAUGGACGCAACUGCAAUAACUGUAGUAGCACAACUUGGGGAGUCAAUUGUUCAAGAUCUUGUUCUUGUUCUACUGGAGCAUUAAGAUGUGAUAAUGUUAGAGGAUGUAUUUGUAGACCUGGAUAUAUAGGAGUUUUCUGUGAUGUGGAUGUGAACCAGUGUACCAAUGGGGAAUUACAGUGUAAUGACAGACAGGAUUGUGUGAGUCGUAUAGGUCCUGAUUCAUGUGUUUGCAAAUCUGGUUACAGACUUAAUGGCACAUUGUGUGAAGAUGUCAAUGAAUGUUUGGAUCCAAGGUUAAACACUUGUCAGCAGACAUGUCAGAACUCUGUUGGUAGCUACAGCUGUGGCUGUUAUAAAGGAUUUGCUUAUAAUGCAUCAACUAACACAUGUGAUGAUAUCAAUGAAUGUGCUCGACAAAUAGACAGAUGUACAAGUGUAUGUAUCAACACAUUGGGCAACUACAGGUGUUCAUGCACACCUGGCUAUGUCCUCAACAGAGAUGGAUAUACAUGUGAUGUGACCAGUGUGUGCACCAACAGUUCACUUUGUCAAUGUAGACUUGUGCAGCUCUAGUUCCUGUAGUGAUCUGUGCAGUGAAACACCUGACAAUACAAGUGUUAUAUGUUCCUGCCCUCCUGGUAAAUCUUUGGCUGCCAAUGGAAUUAUUUGCCAGUCUUGCAGUGACAACUUCUAUGGUAAAGACUGUAGCCAACAGUGUAACUGUAACAGCUUUCAUUCAACUUGUGACAAAACAAAUGGAACUUGUCUCUGUAACAAGGGAUGGACUGGUCCAACAUGUGAUGAUGAUGUAGAUG